Molecule: messenger RNA, 4592 nt
Organism: Syngnathoides biaculeatus (alligator pipefish)
Lineage: Eukaryota; Metazoa; Chordata; Actinopteri; Syngnathiformes; Syngnathidae
Gene: nrros
Product: negative regulator of reactive oxygen species
Exons: 2
Coding region: 66-2087 (673 amino acids)
Cellular component (GO): extracellular matrix
Molecular function (GO): protein binding
Source: RefSeq, a predicted model, not a curated record
CUUCUGUGAAUAGUAAAACAGAGACGUCAGUGCUUCUUUCAGAGGACGGCAUAUGAAGAUCGCACAUGAGAACGUGCUACAGCGGAGAGAGAAGCAGCGAUAUGGUGAGGGCAACGGGCAUCAGUGGCUUGGGGAAUCCACACCAAGCCACCAUUACACAAAGAAUGACUCUGUGCAACAACAGCAACCUUACAUCAGUACCUGUGGGACUACCAGGCACGACUGAGGAGCUUCACCUUAAUCACAAUCUUAUCCAGACACUACAGGACAACUCUCUUCAGUAUCCCUCACUCACUAGCCUCAGUUUAGCCUGCAACCACCUGGAGAAAUUGCAUUCAAACACUUUUCAACACUCCAAAUUACUGAAAAAUCUUAACUUAGCAAAUAACAAUCUGAAUAUUAACUAUCUGGAAACCAGCCACGCUUUAAAGACCUUGGCCAAACUUAAAUAUUUAGAUCUGUCAGAGAAUAAACUGGAUGAAGAAAUGGCUGCAGUCCUUCUUCAAAAUCUGACAGCCCUAGAAUACUUAAAUCUUUCAGGGAAUCUUUUACGCCGCCUGGACGAGGCCUCAUUCAGGGAUCUCCACCAGCUCAAAGACCUCGACCUGCAGAGGAAUGUCCUGUUUGAGAUUGACAACGCUUUCGAUAGCACUCCCAGAUUACAACGACUCAAUUUAGCCUUCAACUAUUUACCUUGCCUAACCGACUUUCACAUGACCCAGCUGGUGGUCCUGAACGCCAGCCACAAUUUCAUCGAGUGGUUCAUCUCCAGGCAGGAUGUCAACGACACAUUCCAAAUAGAGACACUUGAUCUGUCUGAUAACAAACUGUUGUUCUUUCCAUUCCUACCCAGCGUGAACCGGUUACGUAAUCUGUACCUAUCGCACAACAUUGUGAGUUUUUAUGAGCACCUUGCAGACCAUGUCACAUUCCCCAACUUGACUGCCACUGUCAAAUUUUACAACUUGAGGAGGAACAUAGACAACAUCACGGCUCAGCUGUGGGACGACAAUCUUCAUGGUGACAUCUCCUCAGUGGAGAUUUUAGACCUACGAGGAAAUCAGUUGCUGUACUUCCCGCAAGGAUUCAUCCAGAAAAUGGCCUCCCUGUCGAAACUCCGAAUGUGCACCAAUUGUCUAGAAAGCUUGAAUCUAAUGUCAGAGCAUUUUUCAAGUAACUUGUAUGAAUUGGACGUUAGCAACAACAGACUGAAAGAGAUCCGAGCAAAUGACGUUACGUUGAGAACGCUUAGCAAUUUGACAUACCUUAACCUUAGCCUUAAUAAUCUCGACUGUUUAUCAUCAGGACUAUUUUUUGCCUUGCCAAACCUUAGGUCAGUGGACCUGAGUUACAACAACAUGGGACUGUGCCUUCCUGAGGAAGCUGAGGCCAGCGCAGGCAUAGCCUGGAACACCACAGUGUCCUUAAGGCAACUUUACCUGAAGGGAUGUCACCUUGCAAGAAUUCCACCCUUGGCCUUCUCCGGACUGUAUCUCACACAUUUAGAACUGUCUGAUAACCCCGGACUAAGAGGCCAACAAUCAAUAAAAAGUCUGAGCACAACGCUCCACCACUUAGGUUUGGGAAACACACACGUUGGGGACUUUGACUUCACAAAUUUUCAGAAUCUGAAGUCUCUGAAUAUUUCAUGCAACUCACUCACACAACUUCCAGCUUCGAUCUUGAAUCUUGAUUUAAAACAACUUGAUUUAAGAGACAACAAGCUGUCCACUAUUCCCUCACGUCAGGCCAAUACAUUAGCCUCUAAACUUCACAUUGUUUUCCUCACAGGAAAUCCGUUCAACUGCUGUCAGACAGACUGGUUUAGGACAUUUGAAGCAACAAAGACAAUCCAUAUGGUCGGACAGUUGGAAAUGGAAUGUACAGAUCUUUUCCAAACACACAGCAUCUGGCAUUCCCAGUCAUUUUUAUGUCAUGAGGAAAAUGGAGAAUCCAUUUUCUGGUACAUUCUUCUCUUUCUACCUGUUUGCAUUUCUUUUGCGGUGAUUUCAACAAUUUUAUUCCUGAAGCCCAAAGUGAUACACAAAUCAAUCAAAAAGAAAUAUUUAAAGCCAACGUCCUAUUGAAACUUAAAAGCCUCAGCAAACCAAAAUAAUAUGUUGUAAAAUGCUGUGAAUCUGAGAAAUAAACUCAACUUUGUUAAACUGUCAUAAUCAAAGCACUUGUAGGCAUACUGUAUUGUGAGUCCAACAUCCACAACAUCCUGCACAUUUUUACAGUGUAAAACCAAUUCUUGGAACAAAAUGUAUACUUUUUAUCAGAUGGGUUAUUUUUAAAUUACUUUUUUUAUUUCAGGAAGAUUAAGGAUGAGAUCAUGAAUCAUUUUUAUGAUAUUUUUUGCGUCACAUCAUCAGUGAAAUUACCUAAUCAGCCCAACUACUCACUUGGAGGCGUAUUUGCACAUUAUCCGGUCAUUGCUACGAUAUCCCGUUAUACGCUAACAAGUAUUGGCAAUAAUAUGUCAUCACUCACACAGAGUAUUUUAUUUCCCACCAAUACUUGCACCGUUAAGAGUGUGGUUCAAAGCCACAGCCUCCUGGUACCUCAAUGUAAAAUUGCGGCUAAGUCAUUUUUGUGUGUGAACAUGUGCAUGGUGGUGUUCUUCAUGUGUGAACAGAUGCAGAAGUGGUGUGGUGCAAGCUGUUGCUAUAAGCAGCGGAGGAAACAAGAAAUUUCCUGUUUUGCUCAAAUGUGUAGCAACUGGCCAGUUCUGCAACUCAAAGAGGAGGGUUUCCUUCCUAACGGAUGAAGAGCAAAUGCAACAUCAACACAAUAUUUUUAUGUAAGGAGCACAUUUUGCAUUCUUGUGCUUGCUCAUCUAUUCUGGAGAUGUGCAGAAAGGAGAGGAGAGGCAGCUAUGCAUAAAAGUACAUAAGACAUCUUGUAAGUGUGUAUCUAUUAUUAAUGAGUGAAGUCACUGAAAAGCAGGAAGACGGAUGAUAUGUGUAGUUACAGCCGCACAAGAGGCCUAACCAGAAGGUAACCAAAAUACCGCUGUGGUGAUGGCUCAAGGUCAUGGCGGUUGAAGAUGUAUGAAUAGAAACUGGGGAGGAACCUUGUCACAGAUAAAUCACUUUUUUUAAAAUAACAUGAACAAAUCAAUUUAAUUCCUUUUUUUGUAGGGUAAACGAUUCCGUGAAAAAAUUCUGGACGUCAUCUUAAUCUACCAUCUCUUCCUUUAUGUAGACAACUUCAAAUGAGUGAAAUAAACGUGUUUUGUGUUUCCAAGAGCAUAUAAGAUAAAACCACCACAAAAUUACAUAUACAGUGAGGUAAAUAAGUAUUUGAACACCCUGCUAUACUACAAGUUCUCCCACUUAGAAAUCAUGGAGGGAUCUAAAAUUUUCAUCGUAGGUGCAUGUCCACUGUGAGAUAAUCUAAAAAAAUGCAGAAAUCACAAUGUAUGAUUUUUUAAUUAGUUAUUUGUGUGAUACAGCUGCAAAUAAGUAUUUAGUCUAUCAGCUAGAAAUCUGACCCUCAAAGACCUGUUAGUCUGCCAUUAAAAGUCCACCUCAAUUCCAAUUGUAUUAUCCUGAAUCUGAUGCACCUGUGUGAGGUCGUUAGCUGCAUAAAGACACCUGUCCUCCCCAUACAAUCAGUAAGACUCAAACUUGCAACAUGGCCAAAACCAAAGAGCUGUCCAAAGACAACAGAGACGCAAUGGUACAACUCCACACGGCUGGAAAGGGAUACGGAGAAAUUGCCAAGCAGCUUGGUGAAAAAAGGUCCACUGUUGGAGCAAUCGUUAGAAAAUGGAAGAAGCUAAACAUGACUGUCAAUCUCAAUGGGAGUGGGGCCCCAUACAAGAUAUCACCUCGUGGGGUCUUAAUGAUCCUUACAAAGGUGAGGAAUUAGCCCAGGACUACACAACAGGACUUGGUCAAUAACCUGAAAAGAACUGGGAUCGCUGUUUCCAAGGUGACUGUUGGUAAUACACUAAGAUGUCACGGUUUGAAAUCAUGUAUGGCACGGAAGGUUCCCCUGCUUAAACCAGCACAUGUCAAGACCCGUCUUAAGUUUGCCAAUGACCAUUUGGAUGAUACAGAGCAGUCAUGGAAGAAAGUUUUGUGGUCGGAUGACACCAAAAUGGAACUUGGUCAUAAUUCCACUAACCGUGUUUGGAGGAAAACAAAUGAGUUCCAUCCCAAGAACACUAUCCCUACUGUGAAGCAUGGGGGUGGUAGCAUCAUAAUCAGAGCAUUGAAGAUGGGUCGUGGCUGGGGCUUUCAACAUGACACUGAGCCGAAGCACACAGCCAGGAAAACCAAGGAGUGGCUCCGUAAGAAGCAUAUCAAGGUUCUGGGAUGGCCUCGCCAGUCUCCCGACCUAAACCCAAUAGAAAAUAUUUGGAGGGAGCCGAAACUCCGUGUUUCUCAGCGACAGCCCAGAAACCUGCCCGAUCUAGAGAAGAUCUGUGUGGAGGAGUGGGCCAAAAUCCCUCGUGCAGUGUGUAUAAACCUGGCAAACAACUACAGGAAAGGUUUGACAUCUGUAAUUGCAAACAAACGCUCCUGUACCAAAUAUCAACAUGGUUUUUCUCAGAUGUUCAAAUACUUAUUUGCAUCUGUAUC